Molecule: messenger RNA, 2653 nt
Organism: Drosophila mojavensis
Lineage: Eukaryota; Metazoa; Arthropoda; Insecta; Diptera; Drosophilidae
Exons: 4
Coding region: 26-2512 (828 amino acids)
Source: RefSeq, a predicted model, not a curated record
UACUGGACAUCUCCACGCAGUGAAGAUGAACCGAAUAUUACAUUCAGUGCUGCUGGCGCUUUCUGCCAUCGUUCUUUUGGUCGAUGGGGCCUUACUGGACUGUUUCCAGAAGCAGCUGUAUUUAUCUUCUGUGAAAGUGGAAUUGAGCAAGCUGGAAAUAAGACACAAUCAUCUAGUGAAGUGGUAUAAUAGUUAUUGCCGGAAUACGCCAUUCCCUCAUCCGCCUAUAACAUUUCCUCCGCAAGAAAAGCCAGGUCCCACUAUUAUUAUAGUGUACCCACCAGGAAGUCCAUGUAACCCAGGAAAUGGAUCCAUCAUUAAUCCGCCUACAACUCUGCCAACCCUUCCUCCAUAUCCUCCUGUAACUCUUCCAACUCUACCAACUCUGCCAACUCUUUUUCCACCUCCACCUCCUCCUGUAACUCUGCCAACUCUUCCUCCGCCUCCCAUAAUUGAACCAACUCCUCCUCCAACCAAGCCACCUCCCCCCCAAACAUAUCCCACAUAUCCACCGUAUCCAACAUACCCAACAUACCCAUCAUAUCCAACAUAUCCAACAUAUCCAACGUAUCCCACAUAUCCACCGUAUCCAACAUAUCCAACAUAUCCAACACAUCCAACAUACCCACCAUACCCAACAUAUCCACCUUAUCCAACCAAUCCACCAUCCACAUCUCCACCAUAUCCACCUCCUACAACCGCUACAUAUCCACCUCCUACAACUCCACCAUUCCCAACACCCCCACCUACCACAACCCGAAAACCAACUACAUCCAUCGCCACUCGACCACCUGUAAUUUGUACGCACCCAUGUCAACCAGGUUGUCCAUGCCAACCAGGUUGUCCGUACCCAUGCCCACCAGUUUGUCCGUACCCAUGCCCACCAGACUGUCAGUACCCAUGCCAACAGCCAGGUUGUAAGUACCCAUGCCAACAACCAGGUUGUAAGUACCCAUGUGUACAACCAGGUUGUAAGUACCCAUGCGGAUACCCACCCGUAUACCCAACCGGAUACCCUCCCGUACACCCAACCAAAUACCCACCCGUAUACCCAACCGGAUACCCACCCGUAUACCCAACCGGAUACCCUCCCGUACACCCAACCGAAUACCCACCCGUAUACCCAACCGGAUACCCACCCGUAUACCCAACUGGAUACCCACCCGUAUACCCAACUGGAUACCCACCUUGUUCGCAGCCACCAUGUGGACAACAACCAUUAAUAUUAGUUGUUGAUUGCCCAUUCGCUAAGAAACAACAACAACAACAACAACAACUCCAAACUAAACUUCCAUGGGACAACACAAAUACAGAUUCGCAAAUUGUUAGCGUUUCAUUUAGUGAGAGUCCCCCACCGAUUGCUGCAAUAAAGCCCACAGUUCCCUUGACUGAUACCGACAUUAAUGUGGACGCGAAGCUAAACGCGGUGGGGCUGAUCCAGAAGUAUGGUUACCCUGUGGAGGUGCACAUCGUCAAAACAUCGGACGGCUAUAAACUGGCCCUGCAUCGCAUACCACGCCCGGGAGGACCGGUCGUACUGCUCGUGCACGGCCUCAUGUCCAGUUCAGCGUCUUGGGUGGAAAUGGGCCCGACAAACGGCCUGGCUUAUAUACUAUACGACCAGGGAUACGAUGUUUGGCUUUUGAAUACGCGCGGCAACAUCUAUUCGCACAAGCAUGAGGAUCCGCAUAUUCGGCCAGCGGACUACUGGAGCUUCUCGUUCCAUGAAAUCGGUGUUUUCGAUCUGCCGGCCAGCAUUGACAAAAUCUUACAAGUUACGGGCAAGAGCACCUUGCAAUACGUUGGCCACUCCCAGGGCUGUACCGCCUUCUUUGUGAUGGCCAGUCAGCUACCUCAGUAUGCCAAGAAGGUGUCUCUCAUGCAGGCUCUCUCGCCCACGGUCUACUUGAAAAAUACACAGAGUCCGGUGCUGCGAUUCCUGUCUCUGUUCAAGGGAAAUAUCAGAGUUUUGCUCAAUUUACUUGGUGGAUUCUCGGUCGCAAAGGAUAACAAGCUAAUCAAGCAAUUCCACGAUCAAAUCUGCAAGAGCAACCAAUUGGGCAGCGAAAUAUGCCGCAUCUUUGACUAUGUGACAUGCGGAUUCGGCUGGAAUCAGUUUAACAAUACCUUGGAGCCUAUUGUCGCUGAGCAUUCGUCGCAGGGCGCGUCCGCCUUCCAGAUCUAUCACUAUUCGCAGCUGCUCAGUAACCAAGAAUUCGCUGCCUUCGAUAAUGGCGAGGUGCUCAAUUUACAGCAAUAUAAUAAGCCACAGCCGCCGGCCUACAACAUCACCCAAAUACCCUGUCAAGUGGCACUGCACCACUCGCAAGACGACUGGCUGGCCAGCCUGCCCGAUGUUCAGCAACUGAAGGAUAAACUGCCCAAUGUUGUCGACUACUCGUACAUUCAGCAGGAAGGCUUCAGUCACUACGACUAUAUGCUUUCGCAGAAUGUGCAGGGGCUGGUCCACGAUCGCGUGAUUAGUAAUUGUGCUAGGUAUGGGCACAAAUAAGCGAGUGCUAGAUCUAGGCUUAAUUAGUAUGGCAAAAAUUAAUCUUGCGUACAUUUUCAAUUCGAAAAGUUUUGGUUGUGGUUGAAAAAAGAAAAGCAUACAUGAAAAUAUAUAGAAAAAUAAAUGGCAAUUAAUAUUUAA